GUGCGCAGUAAACCCACAGACGGCGACAACAUCAACAAGCAAUCACACUGCGUCUUCUUCUACUUCUUCUUCUUCGUCGACUACCAAUACCACUACUGCUACUACUAAGUGGUCUUGAGGGCUAGAUCUCAGUACAAACAUACAUAUAUCCUUAUCUCCUCUAUACAAUUCAUCAUUAUACAAUACCGCUUUAUAUAUAUGUAUAUUUUUUCCAACAAGUACCCUUACUACUGUUAUUUCCCCCCUCCCCACCGAACAUUUUUUAUCUUUCUUUCCCCACUUUGACACGCGCUGAAAAAGAAAAAGAAAAAUAUCUGGCUAUCUCCUCAUGUCAGUGCAACUUCAACGUGCUGUGCCUCGACACAUUAUCUUUUGUGUCGAUGUGUCGGGCGAAAUGAAUGAAACCAUUUGUCCUACCAUUGAUGGUGGCGUUCAUCAAAACCUGAAGGAAGCAAGCUCGCGCCUGGACACGGUGAUCCUUUUAAUCAAGCGAUACAUUGCCACCAACAGGAUUUUGGCCCCGAAAGAUACCUAUGCCAUUGUUGGCAUGAUGGAAAAAGCUUAUUGGAUGAUGAACUUUACUUCUGAACCAAGAGUCAUCCAUAAAAACCUUGCAAGUCUCGUUACCCAUGAGCACUGCUCGACAUUCGAUACCGACAGUUUGUACAGGGUCAUUAGUGAAAAUGCCGCAUUGAACAAUGACGUUCACAACCGUCUUGUUCACGCCAUUGUGUUUUAUGGACGAACGGACGUGAUGCCUCAACCUCUUGGUCAAGACUACGCUUGGAUACGCAACUGUUCCAAUUUCGCAUUUGAUUUGAUGUUUCUUCAUGGUCCAGCGCGUGAUAGCGAGCUUUGUCAGGCUGUGUAUGACUUUUGGGUAAACAUAGAACCCCAUGUCGUAUCAAGUUGGUACUUUGAAUUUUCCAAGCUCGGCCGUAGUUCAAUGACCAAAGCCAUGGCUCAAUUGACUGCUCAUCCACUUCAACGUGGUGAUCAAGAACGUAUCAACGAUCUCGUCACAUCAGAAAUGAAACGACCCGAAACCAUUUAUUUGUCAGAUUAAAAGAAAAGGCACUAGGUAGUACAUGGCACUGUAGCAACUGUUGUUGUUGUUGUUGUUGUUCCUUGAUGUUGCAUUCCAUUUCUAUUUUUACGAGCACCAUUGCCAUUACUACUAUUAUCACGAU
Molecule: messenger RNA, 1190 nt
Organism: Zychaea mexicana
Lineage: Eukaryota; Fungi; Mucoromycota; Mucoromycetes; Mucorales; Lichtheimiaceae
Exons: 6
Coding region: 329-1066 (245 amino acids)
Biological process (GO): protein K63-linked deubiquitination; mitotic G2 DNA damage checkpoint signaling; double-strand break repair
Cellular component (GO): BRCA1-A complex; nuclear body; BRISC complex
Source: RefSeq, a predicted model, not a curated record